Molecule: messenger RNA, 5353 nt
Organism: Athene cunicularia (burrowing owl)
Lineage: Eukaryota; Metazoa; Chordata; Aves; Strigiformes; Strigidae
Gene: SNX30
Product: sorting nexin family member 30
Exons: 9
Coding region: 41-1291 (416 amino acids)
Cellular component (GO): cytoplasm
Molecular function (GO): protein binding; phosphatidylinositol binding
Source: RefSeq, a predicted model, not a curated record
CAAGUCUCUCCCGUCCUCCGGGCCCAAGUCGCUGCGGGAGAUGCCGCAUCCCCUGGCCACGUCCAGCAGCGAGGAGAUGGGGCCGGCGCUCACCCCGAGCCCCGACCUGCUCCUGCCUCGCAGCAUCGCCGACAAGGAUCUCAGUCUACCCAAUGGAACACCUGUGGACACUUCUAGCCCAGCCUCCUCCUCCUCCCUCCUCAAUAGACUGCAGCUGGAUGAUGACUUGGAUGGCGAAACUAGAGACCUCUUUGUUACUGUUGAUGAUCCCAAAAAACACGUGUGCACGAUGGAGACAUAUAUCACUUACAGGGUUACAACGAAGACCACACGAGCAGAGUUUGAUUUGCCAGAGUAUUCUGUCCGACGGCGAUACCAGGACUUUGACUGGUUGAGAAACAAGCUGGAAGAGUCUCAACCAACACAUCUCAUUCCCCCUCUUCCUGAGAAAUUUGUGGUGAAGGGUGUGGUCGAUCGCUUUUCUGAAGAGUUUGUGGAGACAAGGAGGAAAGCAUUAGACAAAUUCUUGAAGAGAAUAACUGAUCACCCAGUGCUUUCUUUCAAUGAGCACUUCAACGUGUUUCUCACAGCCAAGGAUCUUAAUGCCUACAAAAAGCAAGGAAUGGCAUUGCUGUCGAAGAUGGGAGAGUCUGUCAAAUACGUCACAGGAGGCUACAAAUUAAGAAGUCGGCCACUGGAGUUUGCAGCCAUUGGAGAGUAUCUAGACACAUUCUCUCUGAAACUUGGUACCAUUGACAGAAUAGCACAGCGAAUUAUUAAGGAACAGUUGGAAUACUUGGUGGAACUACGAGAAUAUGGACCUGUUUAUUCAACCUGGGGAGGGCUGGAGGUUGAGCUGUCAGAGCCACUGGAAGGGGUGUCUGCCUGUAUUGGGAACUGCUGCACAGCUCUUGAAGAACUCAGUGAAGACAUGACAGAAGACUUCUUGCCUGUGCUUAGGGAAUAUAUAUUGUACUCAGAGUCAAUGAAGAAUGUAUUGAAGAAGAGAGACCAAGUUCAAGCGGAGUAUGAAGCAAAACUGGAAGCAGUAGCCUUGAAAAAAGAAGACCGUCCAAAGGUACCCACAGAUGUUGAGAAAUGCCAAGACCGAGUAGAGUGUUUCAAUGCUGACCUGAAAGCAGACAUGGAGAGAUGGCAAAACAACAAAAGACAAGACUUUAGGCAGCUACUCAUGGGGAUGGCAGAUAAAAACAUCCAGUACUACGAGAAGUGCCUUACGGCGUGGGAGUCAAUUAUACCACUAUUGCAAGACAAGCCAGAGACCAAAUAAGAAGUAACUUCAUGGACAGUCUAGCACUUCUAUGCUCAGUACCACUAGACAUACUGGAACUGUAUGAAGGACUCAUCAGUUUAACUGAAAUGCCAGCUGCAUUUAAGCUGGAACAGACGCUUUGAAAACUUUGAAUUUUUUUCCUCACUUUCUGUGUUUAAACUGGGGUAUGUUUCAUCUUUUUGAGUUAUCUUGAAUGGUUCCUUCUUUAUCCUAUGGAGUGAUUGGGGGUUCUUAGUGAAAGUGCACGGGGAUCUUGAUAAAACUUACCUCUCUAGUCUGGAAGGAACUAAUGAGUGGAAGACUAAAAAGAUGAAAAUAAAACUCUACUUCAAGGUGCCAAAUGACAUCUUUAUUACCAUUCUGUUUUGUUUGUUAAAAAAAAAAAAAUUAUUCCUAUGAUACAGUACUCCCUAACCAAUCCUUAGCUCUUUUUUUUUUUUGGAUGGACAGGGAAAGGCUGCAAAUGAUUGCUAACACCCAUGUGCUCUCUCUGGAUAAAAUGGUUUCUGGAGACUCUUCUGUGUGGGAGUUGGGCUGUUCCUGGACAGAACAUACCAACACCACCUGUGAUGCAAGCAUGAACUGUGGUUUUUGUGAGUGUGGCAUGCUGUUGGUUCAUACUGAGUAUCUUUGUUUACCUUGGUGAUUAUGAAAUAAUGUCAGUUGGCUGAAGUGUACUUGUGACUGCCUUGGGGAUCAGAAUCAGCCUAGCUGUGGGAGUGAGUUGAGCAGUGGCUGUUCAAGGCUUAUGGGAAUGGCGGAAGCAAGUAUGAGUCUUUAGUGUGUUUUUUCUAAAGCUAGCUCUGGAAGUUGCAUGGUAGAAUUCUCUUGGUCCAUGCUUUAAAUGUUGUUAGGGUUUUUUUCCUGAACUAGAGCCACUUUGGGCUUGGUCACUUAAGGUCCCUGCUGUAGUAAAAGUAGAACUCUGCUUUCUCUCCCCUUGUUUCUUUGCAGCAGCCAGAAGCCAAAAAAUGUCACAUACUUGCUUACACCAAGCAUCAGUGUGUCUGAAACUUGCCUUGAACAGGUUGGUGGGGGUAGAUUGGUACCCUAUUAGGUACACAUAGUGUUCAUACCUGUCUCCACUGAACCACAUGGCAAGUCUUUUAAGACUACUUUUGGUGCAGAUCUGUUUACUUAGUAGUUUUUCUUGGUUCUUUAGAAAAGUAACUGCUUCUGCAAGUCCUAUUUUUGUCCUUUGUCUUGUAGUCCAACCUCAAGUAAAUUCCUGCUUGGUGUUAAUGGCCUUAUUGAAUGCUACUGUGAUUCCCAGGGUCCCAGAAUCUUGGUUUAACAGCAUGCAGAUAAAAAAUACUUUUUAACCACCCUAAGUGAGGGGGUUUGAGGCUAAUAUCAGGGUUAAUAUUGGGAUUUGGGGGAAUAAAUAACUGUGCACUUAACUGCUAGGUUUGAGUGAUUAUUUGAUCUCUGGCAACGUUCUUGCAAAGAAUUUGAGCAGUAAUUGAGUAUGUGUAACUUCUGUGUUAUGUGAUGACCUGUCAGGUACCAGUCUGGUUUGGAGUUUAUCCCUUCAUAAACACCAAGUAUACCUGAGGCCCCUCUACUCAGCUUGGUGACUUUAUAGCAACUGUGAAGAUGAGUUAUUGCAGCAAUGUGGUAGCUGUUAGGCUAAUGAGAUGAUGUUCUCUGAGUGCAAAAAUCAAGUUUAAGACUAAUUUUAAGAGGUCUUCCUUUUUUGUCUCAGCCUUCUUUAACAACUCUGUGGUACUAAACAAACUAUGCUUUUUGGUUUAAGAUCACAGUUUGGCAAUAUACACUUACUUGGUGUAAAUAAGAACUCUGCUUGUUGUUAGGUCCAGAAUGACAGGCUACUCUUGUUAUGCAAGGGAAGAGCUUAAGGGGAUCUUAAAGCAGUAACCAAGUGUUCUCCUCAAUCUUUCUCUUUUUAAAAUAAGCGCUUGCAUAGCAUUUAACAGUCUGACUUUCAGGGUUACAGUCUUCCUAUUUCCCACACAGACAUCAACAUGCUUUUUUGAGCUAGCUCUUGUGUGGUAAAUGGAAUUUUGUAGUUGACUCUGCACCAUCACUGCGAGUCAAGCAAAAUGUAUUUUGAACUAAUAUUUAGACAGUCUUCCCUUCACCUUAUCAAAAAAUUAAAAGAUGAAUAGAAAGGAUGCUGUGUUUUCUUUCCUACAGAUGAGUAGGUUUCAUCUUAUGCCUUACAACAGCAAGGUCUUGUUCCCUCUUAGUUUUACGUCAAACUGAAGUGGAUGUUUGGUUCUGAGGAAUUUAGCAAUUCAUACCAUACCUGUUCGUGAGAAGCAUAAUGGACAGUGGGGAAGAGCACAUGAAGUUCAAAUCAACAUAAAAGUGUUGGAGCUGUUGAAGUUCAUAUUAAAUUUUCUUUAAUCUGAUGCUACUGAUUCUGUGGCAUGGUUUUUAAACUAGUCCUUAUCCAAAGGAUGUUUUCAGAUAAAUCCUGUUCUGGCUAAGGUGUUGAAGGGCAGGCAUGCUUUGCACUUCCAGGUUGGAUUAUCUGGCUCUGUGGCACCUGGAAGAUGAUUUGGAGGAGAGUUUGGAACAUGUGCCUUAGACUGUGGCCACUGACAGAAUUUCUUUCAUGAUCUGGAACACCAAAACCUCUUAAGCCCCUGCAAAGGAAGUAAAACAUGACAUUUACAAGAGGAGUCCUUUGCAACAGUUGCUGCAAUGUUAAGAAGGGUUUGUAGUGGUCUCUCAGCUCCUAUGGGCUGUGGAGGAGUCUGUUAAAAGAGCUGUUGUAAAUCAGUAGGUAACUAUGAGAGAGGCUCUAAGGUGUGGGGAGGAUCCUGACUGAGGUUUGUGGUGGCAGUGGCAAACAGGAGAACUACAAAAUAGCAAGAAACUCCUGUAAGAUGUAUAGUGACACUUCUAAAGAGUGUAGUUACUUAUCUGCUGUUAGUGGGAGGUUGAGAUCUGAACUGUUAGUGAAACUCUGACAUGUUACCCUGUAGUCCUCACAGGAUAGGAGUCUCCUUUGGAUGGCCCAAACCUUAAGUGUGAAAAGUGAAAGGUAUCAGUAAAAGGAAACAGGAGUAGUGCAGGAGCUUCAUCUUUGAGUAACUUCCUGAGUGUUCAGUCACUUAAGGUCACCUUCUGUAUGUGCACUAAAAUGUCAAAAGUAGUUGCACCUUUUCUAUGAGCCUGUAACAUGUGGGUCCUUCAACAGUCCUUAAACUAGCCCAGUUUUCCUCAUAAUCCAUAGCCAGACCAAAUUCCCUCUCAGAGGAUGCAUAGUUCACUGCUGUUCUGGUUACUUCUGUGUAAUUUCUGGGAUGUUUGUUUCUUCUCUUAACUGGCACCAGCACAAUAAAGCAAGCACUGAGAUCUUGUUUUCAUACUUGGUAAUGAACUGUGCAUUGUUCAUAUGUAUCCUUACCAGGUUCUGACUCUUGCAAUAAACAUAGAUGUUGAAACAUCAUGGCUUUUUCAGGUAUCCAUUGAAAAAUGAGAAGGUAAUAGUUGUAGUUCCUAAACACACAAGCUCUUCUGAUUUGAGUUGUAUCAAAGAAUAAACUAGUUUCUUCACUGAAGUCUACUUGGAUUUUUGUCACACUGACACUCGUGCUAAGAAUAGAGUAGUGGGAUAAAUGGCGGGAAGAAACAUCUGCAAGGCAUGAGUGGCAGAGAUGGUCCUGUGGAGGUACUGCAAGUUAGCCUUGCAGCAGUGGCUCUGCAUAGCCUGUUCGUGAUGCAUAUUGCUCCAGGUGUCACUCCUGCAGAUGCCCGCAUGUAAAAGAAUUCCCUCCCUGACCACCAGGGACUGUUGAGUGUUUUAACAGGAGCCAUGCUUUUGUUAAAAUUUGCACAAUUUAACUGACUAUGAUUAUGAUUAAUUUUGCAGACUGUUUAAAAUCCUGGUGCUGAUAACAACUGAGCAAAAUUGCAUAGACUAAACUAGCUCAUUAGAUGUUCAGCCUUCUGUAUAUUCUGAAGGUAGAACAGUCUUUCCAUUGGUGUAUUAACUUUUACUACAACCAAUAAAUAGGGAAAUGGGGUCUUUUUUUAAGGUAGGGGAGUUGCUACUACUUGGCAGAUAAUUUUUUUUUUUUGUAAAAU